Molecule: messenger RNA, 1396 nt
Organism: Gossypium arboreum
Lineage: Eukaryota; Viridiplantae; Streptophyta; Magnoliopsida; Malvales; Malvaceae
Product: probable cytokinin riboside 5'-monophosphate phosphoribohydrolase LOGL10
Exons: 4
Coding region: 245-1174 (309 amino acids)
Source: RefSeq, a predicted model, not a curated record
UCUAUCGGAUUGGAAACAAAACAACUAAAGCUCCCAACUUUGCUCAACAAUGGAAGCAACAACCGAAGCAAUUUGGGAUAAAUUAUUCCUUCUCUCUCCAAAGCCCCCUUACAACUUGCAAAUUUUAAGAUAACAAUUUGAUUCCUUCCAUUCCCUUUUCUAUUGUUAUAACUCAUAACCCACUUCCUUGAAUCCAUCAGUGUAUGCAAAAACCUAGUCUUGGAUACAUUUGGAGGGUAUUUUGAUGGGGUUUGCGCUGUUGGGUUCAUUGGGUUCUUAUGUUUCUGUGAGAGAUUCUCAUCACUGGAAUGUCAGGUUUCAGUCUUUCACUUUGAAAGAGAGGUUUGUUGUUGGCUUCAACUUGGCUAAAAAUUUCAGGGCUUAUAAAAAAUUUGGAAGAGUUUCACUUUGCAAGAGUGAAUUUGUGGACUCUGAAGAAAGAACAAGCCCCGAUGAGGUUAGGAAAGAGAUAGAGCAAUGCUAUGAACUCAUACACAGACUUGGGAGGGGAGUUGUGUACUUGGGUUCUUCAAGGAUGGGACCUGGCCAUCCACAUUACUCACAAACACUGGAACUGGCUAGGGAGAUAGCUAACCUUUUGGACUGUACCACAUGGACUGGGGCUGGUCCUGGCCUCAUGGAUGCUGCUAUUAAGGGUGCUCAGGAAGCAGGAAAGGCGGUUGGUGGGUUUAAGAUAGGUAAGGAAGCUGGAGAAUGGACGACCUCGAAAUUUCAUCCAUACCUGCCCUCAGAAACUUAUCUUACUUGCAGGUUUUUCUCUGCUAGAAAGCAUGGGUUGGUUGAUGCUGUGGUCAGGAGUUCGAGCUCUGAUAAGACAGCAGUAGUUGCUCUCCCAGGUGGUGUUGGUACUCUUGAUGAGAUGUUUGAGAUACUGGCAUUGAUUCAGCUUGAAAGGAUUGGAUCAGAGCUUCCGGUUCCCUUCAUUGUAAUGAACUAUGACUCAUUCUAUGCGAAGCUCUUAGAUUUUCUUGAUGAUUGUGAGGAUUGGGGUACCGUCUCUAAGGGAGAGGUUUCGUCUUUGUGGAAGAUCUGUAACACUAAUUCUGAUGCUUUAGCGUACUUGGCAGAGUUUUAUGAUCUGCCAUUUUCAGUGAACAAAUGCAUGGAACAGAAGCAAGAAGCGCACGUAAACAAGUCCCUUAAGAUGUUUUGAAGCGGAUGGAUAUAGGUAUUGUGUGCUGUCAUUCACUGUGAGAUUCGGAAAAUUGAAGUUUUGAGAAUCUGGAGCAAAUAGAAUACUAACUUGAACGAGUUUCACGAGUAAGCAAGAUACGAAUUCCUUGGAUAUGUAUGAACUAAUCUUACAUUGAUUUGUGAAUCUGUCCAUGGUUUUUCAGAAUUCUACAAUGAAAUAUGAGAAUCAAUGGAAAAAUAA